Messenger RNA from Lycium barbarum (goji berry), 681 nucleotides. RefSeq lists its product as uncharacterized. The coding region runs from base 1 to 681 and encodes 226 amino acids. Gene Ontology annotation, molecular function: nucleic acid binding. NCBI's taxonomy places the organism in Eukaryota, Viridiplantae, Streptophyta, Magnoliopsida, Solanales, Solanaceae. Gene Ontology annotation, biological process: DNA integration. The record is from RefSeq and is a predicted model, not a curated record. The transcript has a single exon.
AUGGGGUAUUAUAGGCCAACAAUGGUGAAAGAUUGUUUGGACUAUGCGCGAAGAUGUGCAUGCCAAUUUCAUGCAAAUUUUAUACACCAACCUCCUGAAGUUGUACAUCCAACUGUUGCAUCUUGGCCAUUUGAAGCUUGGGGGCUAGACAUGGUUGGACCGCUACUGAAAUCUUCUGGUGUCCACUUGUACAUCUUAGCUGCAAUGGAUUACUUCUUAAUAUGGGCUAAAGCUGUCGCCUUCAAAGAACUAAAAAAGGAGAAUGUGGCAAACUUCAUUCAAGUAAACAUCAUCUAUCAUUUUGGCAUUUCUAGUUAUAUCAUAACAGAUAAUAGCAAGCCGCUCUCCACCAAAUUGAUGACUAAGAUUUGCAAGCUUUUUGGCUUCAAGAAACGUAAUUCGUCUAUGUAUUAUGCUGCUGCAAAUGGACUAGCUGAAGCAUUUAACAAGACCUUGUGUAACUUGUUAAAGAAGGUCGUUUCCAAGUCUAAAAGAGAAUGGCACGAUAGAAUGGAAGAAGCUCUUUGGGCAUACUGGACAACUCAUCGCAGGGCUUCUAUCCACAUGUGGGAAUGUUAUUGUUCCUCUCACGCCACAUUCAUCCAUGAAAAUAUAAAGUUUCACAAACCUAGGGUUUUUAUUCUAGUUCAUGAUGACCAUAAGUUACAAGUAUCAUUCUAA